UCAUCCAGCCAAUCAGACGAGCUUCUGCGUGUCAUGUGACUAUUUCAGGAAGAAACGCUGGCGCUGCAAGCAAGAUAUGAGAGUUGCAUUAUAGAGUAUCAGCAAAUUCUGACAAUACAAGUAUUCUUUAAUUUAAAAAAAGUAAUAAAAGAAGGGAAAAUGUUAAAUGUAAAAAGAGUUGUGUUGCGCUCCCGACCAGGAAAAAAUGGUAUCCCGGUUCCAGAGAACUUCCGUGUAGAUGAGGUUCUGGAAUCCUCCGAGCUAAAAGAAGGACAGGUGUUCGUCCGGACACUCUUCCUCUCAGUUGACCCUUACAUGCGCUGUCGCAUGAAUGAUGAUACUGGAGCUGAGUACCUGUUACCAUGGAGAUUAGAGGAGUGUGUGGAUGGAGGUGGAGUUGGUGUAGUGGAGGCCAGCAAGAAUCAGUCAUUAUCUGUGGGUGCUGUUGUCACCUCCUUUAAAUGGCCUUGGCAAACCUACAGCGUGAUGGACGGCAGCCUUUUGCAAGAGGUUGACCCAGAGAUGGCAGACGGUCACCUGUCGUAUGUUCUAGGAGCGCUGGGUAUGCCUGGACUCACUGCUCUUUUAGGUGUGAGAGAGAAGGGUCAUGUGACUCCAGGAAGCCACCAGACGAUGGUCAUCAGUGGAGCAGCUGGAGCUUGUGGGUCGAUUGCUGGACAGAUCGGCAGAUUGGAUGGCUGUGAGAGAGUCGUGGGGAUUUGUGGUUCUGACCAGAAAUGCCAGACCUUGGUAACAGAGCUGGGUUUUACAGCAGGGAUAAACUACAAAAAAGGAGAUAUCAGCUCAGCGCUGAGGGAGCACUGCCCUGCAGGCAUUGAUGUCUACUUUGACAAUGUAGGUGGUGCGAUCAGCGAUGCCGUUAUAUCACUGAUGAAUCCUGGUGGUCAUGUGAUCCUGUGCGGCCAAAUAUCACAGUACAAUAAGGAUCUGCCUUACCCUCCUCCUCUUAGUGAGGAGACCCAAGAAACUUUGCAUCGCAAAAACAUCACAAGGGAGAGAUUUGUUGUAUUGAACUACAUGGAGAAGCAUGCAGAAGGUCUUACGCAGCUCAGUCACUGGGUAAAGACAGGCCAGAUAAAGGUGCUGGAAACUGUUGUAAAUGGUAUAGAAAACAUGGGAGAGGCGUUCUGCUCCAUGAUGACCGGAGGCAAUAUCGGUAAACAAGUUGUCAAAAUUUCAGACUGAGUCAAACGUCUGCAUCUGGAGGUGGUGCAGUCAUUAUACAUCUGGGCUGGAAACCGAAACGUUACAGAAAAGGGCUCUCAAAAAGACAUUUGAGGUUUCUCCAGUGGGACGGUCCCUUUAAGUGUGCUUGUAAGUCGUUUUAGAUAAAGGCAUCAGCUAAAUUCACAUAACAUGUUUAAAUAAAAUCUUCCAAUAUUUUAAGAUCUGAAAGUCUUGCCUUUACAUGAAAAAAGAAACAAUAAAAAUGAAAUACAUCACAA
Messenger RNA from Carassius carassius (crucian carp), 1466 nucleotides. RefSeq names its product prostaglandin reductase 2-like. Gene Ontology annotation, molecular function: 15-oxoprostaglandin 13-reductase [NAD(P)+] activity. The coding region runs from base 160 to 1206 and encodes 348 amino acids. NCBI's taxonomy places the organism in Eukaryota, Metazoa, Chordata, Actinopteri, Cypriniformes, Cyprinidae. The record is from RefSeq and is a predicted model, not a curated record. Gene Ontology annotation, biological process: prostaglandin metabolic process. The transcript is spliced from 9 exons.